Molecule: messenger RNA, 741 nt
Organism: Hydractinia symbiolongicarpus
Lineage: Eukaryota; Metazoa; Cnidaria; Hydrozoa; Anthoathecata; Hydractiniidae
Exons: 2
Coding region: 94-606 (170 amino acids)
Source: RefSeq, a predicted model, not a curated record
CAACUACUUUUCAAUUAAUACCAUAAAAACCAUGGAUAGAGGUUUCAAAAAUAUUUAAGUAGCACUUCAAAGACAGUUUAGUAGUAUUUUAAGAUGUUUUCCUAUUGUAAAAAGGGUAAACACAUCCUCAUAUCACGUGAUGACAAGCUGUUUAAAAGAGGUCGAAUCAUGUAUCACGUGGAAGAAAAAGUAACACGAAGUCAUGUCUAUAAAACUGUUUAUCCUUAUGUACUAAUACAAUCCGACCCUAAAAUCGAAAGGAAACAUUCCAACACAACAUUUGAAGGUCGGGAAGAAAAUAGGAGAGACGUUGGAUGUGACAGUAAUUUGUGGGAAGGCUCAUGCCAAUCCAAGGCAAGUACCUGUGAUUCCUUUUACCAUAGCACCAUUUAUGAAAUACCAACCAAAGCAACAAUUGGAGAUGUUGAAAGGCACUUACCAAGAAAGCUACCUGAAUUACCGGUGACAAAGUUAACUGGUGAGAAUUUAAAUUUACUUGCUCAACCGACAGAAGAAAGCAUAAAAUCAUCGAUAGAGGAUUGGGUUAACGAGUUGAGUUAUAGUGAUGAAGAUGACUCUGGUCUCAAUUUUGGUUCAGAUGUUUAAAAAAAACGUUGCACGAGAUGUAUGACGUGUCAAAUAGACAACUUUAAAAAGCCACACAUUUCUGUCGUGGCAAUGUAAAUUGUAUGAAUAAAAAUUAUUUGUCCUGGAGUUUUUAUAUAUAUAUACAGAGAGAGA